Messenger RNA from Bombus terrestris (buff-tailed bumblebee), 1579 nucleotides. RefSeq lists its product as uncharacterized. The record is from RefSeq and is a predicted model, not a curated record. Gene Ontology annotation, cellular component: membrane. The transcript has 4 exons. The coding region runs from base 904 to 1308 and encodes 134 amino acids. Lineage: Eukaryota; Metazoa; Arthropoda; Insecta; Hymenoptera; Apidae.
CGAACUAUCCGUGAACUGUUUUGCCAACGAGUACGCUUCCAAUAUUUUCUGUUUGAGAAAACACACUUGUUGCUGUUGCAACUCCAAAUAUUUUUACAGCCGACGCUUUUGCCAUGAAUCAUCGGCUAACAUAUAAAAUAAAGAAAAGCCAUAGUUGAUUGUAAUGGAAAUUUAGAAAACCUCAAACUCGAUAUAGAAGGGAAAAAUAAAGGAAAGGAAGGGAGAGAUAAUUGGAAGCUUGGGGCCAGGUUUAAUUCACUGAAACCAGGCUGCUUGUGUCAUCACGAAACAGAAUUGCCAGUACGUCAUUUCUGUGCUCCCGUCCUCGUAAAAACGGUUUCACUCGUUAAGAAAAAACGAAUAGGCGGUGAAGAGAGAAAAAAGCAGACAGAGAGCGCUUUUAAAAAGCUGACGAAGCGUGCGUUGCCACAACGAGACACACGGUGCUAUUUGUCGUUUUAAAUUGCGCCGCAACUUGUUUUUGAGAUCUUUGCUAGAGACACGUGAAAACACGUUGGAAGUAUAUUUCUUGUUUUUGUGGAAUUUAGCUGGAAAAUGAAAAAUAACGUAAAACAUGUACUUACGACUUACAGAGUAAUCGAAUGUAUACACUAUAAUAACCAGCGAUUUAAGGCUUUAAAAGAUCGAAAGAAAAGAAAAGAAAAGAAGAAAGAUAAUAUGUUGUGGCAGUCUAACUCGAUCUAAGGAAAUAGAGAGGGAGGGGGGGGGCAAAGCUUGUUAAUCUGGAAAGAAUACAAGCAUCAAUUUCAAGCACUUAUAGGGAAUCAAGCGGGCUUGUUAAGGUCAUAUUUCUGGUCUACGCACUCCAGUGCCCGCACAACUUAUAUUAAAACACCUGAUUUUCCCAUUCUACAGCAACAAAUUUCCUGAUCCUUUACAACCAUGAAGGACUUGUAUGCGAAAAUACUUGCUACGAUCAUCUGUUUGCAGACUAUUUUCGUCACUAUCUUCCCGUUAGGGGCUGCGGCUUUAGGAAAACACUGUACUGAUUUCGAAGGAGAAGUUGUCUCGCAUGGAAUGACGUAUGUGCCGGGACCAUCGGUUUGCAACGUCUGCUUCUGUUACCAUUCGGAGCCAAAAUGGUGCCGGGCUAUCUUCUGUUCACCUCCUUUUAGCUGCAAGAAAUUCCGCAUUGGACGCCGAUGUUGCGAGUUCCAGUGCGUGGAUGAGGUUGACACAGGCUAUUGGUUUGGAUCUGAUGUGGUUAUUGUGAAUCGUUCAUCUAAACUUGAAAAACAUAGUGUAUUAUGGAUGCUGAGUUUAGUGAUAGUAAUUGUAGUAUUUUAAUUUCUCAAUAAAGAUUCCGAUGGCGCUGUGGACAAAAUUCGUAGCUUAUAAACAUCAACGAUUAGUUUCAGCCAUCGGGAAAAGAAGUAGUGUAUGUAUGUAGUGUGUUAACGAAGUAGUAAAACGUAGUGUAAAGAAAGUAGUGUAAAAGUAAAGUAGUGUAAAAUUAGUAGUAGUAUGUAAUUCGCACAAAAAAGUAGAUAUUAGUAUUGAUGUUAUUGUAUUCCAUAUUUGACCUUAAAAUAUGAAUAAAAUCUAAUCAGUCUAAGUA